Rhizophagus irregularis DAOM 181602=DAOM 197198 is the source of this 1662-nucleotide messenger RNA. The record is from RefSeq and is a predicted model, not a curated record. NCBI's taxonomy places the organism in Eukaryota, Fungi, Glomeromycota, Glomeromycetes, Glomerales, Glomeraceae.
AUGACUUCGGUAAAAGAAUGGGUUAAAGAAAAGAUUAAAAAUGGAUAUAUCCGUUAUUUUGAACUAGAUAAAUUUAGUCAAAUCACUAUAAUUGGUAGAGGAAGUUUUGGUAUAGUGAAUAAAGCAGAUUUGGCUAAUACGGGAUUAGUCGCAUUAAAAAUUAUUUGUAAUGAAAAUUCAGAGGAGGAACAUGAUGAGUUUAAUGAUGAGUUUGUAAAGGAGUUGAAACUCCUUUACGAAGUUGGUAAUCAUCCAAACAUCAAUCGUUGUCUGGGAAUAACAAAAGAUCCCAAGUAUAAUAUUUUGGUGUUGGAAUAUGCUAACGAAGGAAAUUUAAAAGGUUAUUUGAACAAAAAUUUUGCUUCCUUGAAAUGGAAUGAUAAAAUUCGAAUGGCAUUGGAUAUUACCGAUGGUCUGAAAUUUUUACAUUUCAAAGAAAUAAUCCAUAGAGACUUGCACUCAAAAAAUAUAUUGGUAAAUAAUGGAAACUUAAUAAUUGCUGACUUUGGAUUAUCUAAAAAGUUGGCGGAAGUUACAACUGAUUCAGUGGGUAAUAGAUAUGGGGUGGUUGAAUAUAUUGAACCACAAUGUUUUAAAAUUAUCAACUAUAAAAAAGAUAAGAAGUCCGAUAUCUAUAGUUUAGGUAUUUUAUUAUGGGAAAUAUCAAGUGGCCAUCGUCCUUUUUCUGGCUAUCCACAAAAGUUACUUACCGAUCAUAUUAAAGAUGGUAAUAGAGAAAAUCCAAUUGAAGGUACACCUCUAAAGUAUCAAAGACUUUAUCAAAUAUGUUGGGAUGACGAUCCAAAAUUAAGACCCGAUAUUGAAGAAGUACAUGAAAUUUUAAUUCAUUUAAAAAUUGAGGAUGCACAAUCUCCGCAACAUAAUGUACACAAUCAUAUUGAUGUCAAAAAUGGUAAUAGAGAAAAUCCAAUUGAAGGUACACCUCUAAAGUAUCAAAGACUUUAUCAAAUAUGUUGGGAUGACGAUCCAAAAUUAAGACCCGAUAUUGAAGAAGUACAUGAAAUUUUAAUUCAUUUAAAAAUUGAGGAUGCACAAUCUCCGCAACAUAAUGUACACAAUCAUAUUGAUGUCAAAAGUAAUUCAAAAAAUAAUGAAGAAGUACAUGAAAUUUUAAUUCAUUUAAAAAUUGAGGAUGCACAAUCUCCGCAACAUAAUGUGCACAAUCAUAUUGAUGUCAAAAGUAAUUCAAAAAAUAAUGAUAAUGAUGAUUUAUCUAUUCCUUCUAAUUAUCCAAAUCCAAUCAAUGCUGUCAAUGCCCCAGUUCCAAAAUUUAUUUCUUUAAUUAAUGAAAUUGGAAAUAUUUUUAAUGAAAUCAUCGAAUUAGUAGCAGGAGCUUCUAGACAUAGAAAACAAAUUUGUGACAUAUUAAAAAAACAAGUCCAUGCUGCAGAAUCAGCCAUACGAAGUCUUAAAGAAUAUAGUGAAGAUAGAGAAGAUUUUUUUAAUAUUAAAAAUUAUUUACAUUUACAAGAUUUAUUUGAUAUUAUAACACGAAUUAAAAAAUUUAUAUUAGAAAUUUCCCAAAUGAAACCUUUGAUAAAAUAUAUUAAAACGAUAAGUAUUGCGAAAACUUUUAUAGAAUUAUGUGAAAAAUUUGGUAGUUGCAUUAACGAACUGUUUCCUCUAACUAUACAAAUCUAA